AGCAGCCAAUGAGCGCCUGCCUAGCAUCUCCCUGACAAAUAUGGAUGACAGGACAACGCGAGUAAACGGCUGUCAGAGUUCCGCCCACCUCUGCACGGGCCCUUAAACAUGUCCACAGAUGACAGCGUCUCUGAGGACGUGUCUAGCUCGGGGCCCCACAGUCUCUGCCGGGCCGGUGGUGGCGGCAAGGAGAGCGAGGCGUCUCCGCUGUCCUCCGAGGCCACCACGGCAUCUGGGCUUGGGGUCUCUGAGGGCAGGCGUUCGGACUCCCAGACCACAGGGGGCACUGUGGCCAACCAGACCGUCAAGGGCACUGCGCCGUGCAAUAAAAUCAGGGGUCUUUGUCUGAGCCCUGAGGAUGACGCAUUCGUUCCGAGCAAGAACCUCCCGUUCAUCAACCCGAGCUCCCUGGAGACCCUUCGAGCCCUGGUGGAGGAGAUUCGCAGCAGUGGCGAGACGGACCCGCAGCUGUGGAAGGACUGCGAGGGCCGAUGGCUGCAUCUGUUUCAGCUGGUGGAGAAGCAAUAUCAGGAGCAAAUCCUUGCGCAGCAAGAACAGUACCAGUGCCAAAUCCAGUUGAUUCAAGACGAGAUCAAGGCGCUGGUGCAGCUCCAGAACCGGCCGCUCCAUGCGGACUUCACCCACAGCGCCGCCAUCCAAACCAGCGAGGACACCAGCAAGGACUCGCUCUUGCCGCUCAUGGCCGGCGACUGCGCAUUGACCACUCGCGCGCCCAGCGACAGUGACAGCCUGGCCGCCCCCGCCGCCCUCUCCCCGUUCGGCUCCCCCUCGCCGCCGCACAGGCCCGACGGCGCCGAUGAGCGGGCCGCCACGGGGCUCAGCAGCGGCUACGGCACGCUGUCCGCCUGGGAGUCGGGAGAGACGCAAGAGCCCCGCUGGUCCCGAGACGCCCGUGCCGCUCCCGCGGCGCAGGACCAUGCCAAGGCUCGGGACGAGGCGGAGUCGUCAGCAGCCCGCCAGCGCACAACCUCAGGUCAGGGUCUGACCUCCUGGGCUUUGAGGCAGAAAUUGCGAGCCAAGAAGAUCAAGACGGGAGCCUCCCAAAUUCCCGAGUACGAGGAGCUGCCGCGCAGCCUGGGCGAGUCGGGCCCCGGCCCGCCGGAGAGCGCCGACUCCCGCCGUCCAGCCGCCGCUUUGCCCUCGGCCUCUUUUGCGAUGCGGAGGAGCGACAGCCUUUUGUCUGAGGCCUCAGGGCUGACCUACUGGCGUCUGAAUGAGUGCGACCUCUAUCACCGUCUGCCCGACACCCUCGACGCCAACGACAGCGGCGCCGCUUUCUUCCUGCAAGAAGCUCCCGCCCAUCAGGCCGAGGACCUUGGUGUUUCUCUGCGAGAGCUCUACCAUCACAAACGCAGGGCGGACGUCAAACGUGGCGAGUGGGAACGCUCCGGGACUUCCACUCCGUUGUCUCUGCGGCCACUGCUCGUGGAGGCAUCGCAGCCUUCCUCUAUGACGCCUCUUAGUCUAGACGGCGUCUCCGACGCAUCGCAGGAAGUCCCGUCGUCCAUCCCGCGGACGAGGAUCGGCGAGGAGGAGGAGGUCACACGCGCCCGCAGUUCCACUCUGAGGCCUGGUUCUGGUUCCCUCGAAGAUCCCGUCAUCCUCUCCCUGCUGCGACAGAACUUGAGAGAGAAGCACUCACGACACGUGGCUGACCUGAAGGCGUAUUACGAGUACGAGAUUCAAGUCCUGCGAGACAAGUUGGAGCUCCAAGAUCCCCCCGGAGACCUGGAGAGGAGCAACCGGAUGCUCUCAGACAGGUGUCAGCAUCUGGAGAAAGCUCUGGCUGAAGCGGGGAGAUGCAUCGACCGGCUGGAGGAAACCAAUGCCGCGCUGGAGAAACGGCUGGCCGAGUGGCCCGAGCGCUACGCGGUGGCGGGCGCCACCGUCAAGUCGCUGCGUCAGCGUCUGGAGGACGGCAAGCGCUCGGCCAAGGAGAAGGCGGCGGCCGUGACCAAGGCUCGACGGCAAAUUGACGACAGCGAGGCCAGGAGGGAACGGGAGGUCCAGGCCAAGAAAGAGCUUCUUGCACAAUACAACUGUGUGCUGAAGGAAAACGACAAACUAAAGAGCAACUUGCUGUCAACGGAGGACAAACUUUACCAAGCCAACGAUUCCAUUUCAGACUUAAAAAGAACCAUUUCUAAGCUGGAGUCUCAAGUACGGCAGUUGGAGCAUGAGCACCAGGCCAGGGUCCGCCACACUCCCCACGCCGCCCCCCAGCCGUCCGGAGCCGGUCUCUUCCACCAUCCUGACCUCCUGCGCUCACCCAGCAGUGGCAAUGCAGAGCCGGACGUCACCUGCCGGAGGUCACCCCGUCUGGAAGUCCAACAGCCGACGCCCGCUGCAAAGUCUGCCUUCCCUUCCGAAACUUUGAUCAGGUGCACGGCCCCCCGAGACCCCGACCAAACGCCGUCCACAUCCAGACUGCGGGAGGAGGGCACUGGCCUCUUGGCGCCCAUCAUGAGGGCGCUGAUUGAGAUGGAGGAGACGCGCGCCACCGAGACCAGAGCCCCCUGGCUAACCAAUCACAGGACAUCACUUGGCGGCAUCGGAGGUCCGCUAAGAAGUCAGAGGAGUUUGUCUCCGGACGGCCAUCGGUCGUCCUCGCUUCCUCCGCCAGGACUACGGAGCGCCAUUGCGACCACGCCCACCAAGAGAGAGACCUUACUUGCCCCAUUGCCAGCCAAGGGCAGCCCUAAGCGCUGCCCCACCGAGAACUACUCCACCGCCUUUGGUCACAUGAUGCCUCGGGAGGAGCAUCUCAGCAACAGGUGUGACGCACAUGCCGACCACACGAGGCGCCACUCGUUCCACAGCGGCAGUCCCAGGAAGAAACUGCACUUUGGAUCAGCUGACCAUCAUGCCGCUGCUGUCGUGUCAGAGCCCCCCAUCUGUAGCGAUGCACAGCUGCCAUGUGAAGAUGGAAGAGGAUACCCGGAAGGAUGCCCGGCCUCUGACAACAAAGCUCUGUCCUUGGUGGAGGCCGAAAGGCUUUUUGAUGAGCUCACACAGGAGAAACUUGAGAUCGAGGCAUCUCUAAGCCGCAUGCCGCCGUCGUCGUCAGGCGGACGAGUGAGCAGGAAGACCAGGCUGGACCAGGUGGCCUUAGAGGAGCGUCUGGAGCGUCUCAACCGAGACCUUGGGUCAAUCCGCAUGACGCUCAAGAGGUUCCAUGUUCUGCGCUCCUCUGCCAGCCUAGCAUAGCAGCAUGCUAAUGUUAGCCAUGCUAGCAUCUUUUUAACCUAUCACUCAGGGAUACUUUUUAUACCUCUUUUCUGGAAGUCUAUAUUUUUAGUACCACACAGAUUUGUAGUUUUUUUUUUUUUUUUUAAAGGACGUGUAUAUAUAUUUCUGAUCAAGGCUGUUUCACACAGUCGCAAUAAUUUCGUCAUGCUCUUGUUUACAUCAUUUACAUUGAAUGAAAUACUUUUGUGUUACUUGACAUUCCGACUUUUUUUUUUUUUUUACCCCCAAACACAUGAUUAUUUUUGUUGGUUUUUUUAUAGCAGGGCCAGAGCCAGCACAAUCAUCUCUACACUCACCCUUUUUUAUGCCUAUCCAAAUUGUCCUUGGCAACUAUUAAUUAAUAUGAGCCUCAUUGCACAAUAAAUUCAGUUUAUUUUCUA
This is a messenger RNA of Hippocampus comes (tiger tail seahorse), 3650 nucleotides long. RefSeq names its product M-phase phosphoprotein 9 (gene mphosph9). The transcript is spliced from 23 exons. Lineage: Eukaryota; Metazoa; Chordata; Actinopteri; Syngnathiformes; Syngnathidae. Bases 109 to 3228 code for a protein of 1039 amino acids. The record is from RefSeq and is a predicted model, not a curated record. Gene Ontology annotation, cellular component: centriole.